This is a messenger RNA of Ricinus communis (castor bean), 1497 nucleotides long. Its product is annotated as autophagy protein 5. The record is from RefSeq and is a predicted model, not a curated record. Gene Ontology annotation, cellular component: cytoplasm; Atg12-Atg5-Atg16 complex; phagophore assembly site membrane. Gene Ontology annotation, biological process: C-terminal protein lipidation; autophagy of mitochondrion; autophagosome assembly. NCBI's taxonomy places the organism in Eukaryota, Viridiplantae, Streptophyta, Magnoliopsida, Malpighiales, Euphorbiaceae. Bases 244 to 1350 code for a protein of 368 amino acids. The transcript is spliced from 7 exons.
AAAACUAUUGUCCUUAAUUGCAAAGAGAAAACAGCGUAGAGAGUAAAAUAUAAUCACAUUACCCAAAGCAAAGAGACCAAAAUAUUAUCAACACAGAUUAAUCGAAUCCAGACUCAAACUCGUUCCUUUUUGAAACAACUCAAGACUCUUUCUUCGGAGACAACUAAUCUGCAAGUUCGCUAUGCACAGUAUUUAUUGAAAAGGACAUGUUUGUAAGUAGAGUUUAAGUUAAAAAAGAAGAAGAUGGAGGCACAGAAGAAUGUAUGGGGAGGUGCAAUUCCACUGCAGAUACAUCUUCACGAAUCGGAGGUAACGACGCACCAACGUCCGCCUCCAGCUCUAAUUUUAGGUCCAAGAAUUGGUUACUUGCCUCUGCUUAUUCCCCUUAUUAAACCUCAUUUCUCUUCUACUCUUCCUCCUGGAUCCGACACCGUUUGGUUUGACUAUCAUGGCUUGCCGCUUAAGUGGUAUAUACCAACUGGGGUUCUGUUUGAUCUUCUAUGUGCUCAACCAGAACGGCCUUGGAAUUUAACGGUACACUUUAGAGGGUAUCCAAAUAACUUGUUGAUUCCUUGUGAAGGUGAAGACUCUGUGAAGUGGAGCUUUAUUAAUUCAUUGAAAGAGGCAGAUUAUAUAAUUAAUGGAAAUUGCAAGAAUGUUAUGAACAUGUCUCAAUCUGAUCAGGUGGAGCUGUGGCGCUCUGUGAUGAAUGGUAAUUUGGAAGCCUACAUGCAUGCAUCUUCUAAGCUUAAACUUGGAACAAUUGAGGAUGAGUUCACAUUGAAACCGGAUUCGUGCUCUCCAAAAUCACAUAAAACUACUGGUGACGUUGAUAUGGCUGGACAUGUGAAGACAGGUAAAAUUCCAGUUCGGUUGUACAUCUGGACUGUUAGCGAGGAUUUUGAAGAUUUGGAAGAUAUACCUAAAAUUGAUAGUUGGGACAAAAUUUCUUAUAUAAAUCGACCUAUUGAGUUUCACAGAGAAGAAGGGAAGUGCUUCAGCCUACAUGAUGCCCUGAAAACUCUUAUGCCAGAAUAUUUGGCGGAUAAAUCCUUGAUUGAUGAGGAACCAUUUAGAGUAGAAGAUGAGGAACCAUUUAGAGUGGAAGAUGAUGAACAAAAAGUAUCCUCUGAAGAGGCGAGCAGCAAUAGAAAGGCGGCAGAUGGAGGAGAAAUAUCAAGCCAAUCUGCACAUUCUUAUGGUGCUGCUGAAAUUAAACUUGUUCGCAUCCAAGGGAUCGAACCAAAACUUGAAAUACCCUUCUCUUGGGUAGUGAACAACUUGAAGAAUCCCGAGCACUUUCUUCACAUUUGUGUGUAUCUGAAAUUUCCAAAUGUAAAGUCUUUCUGACAGGUAGAUUAACUAAUUCUUUAUGAUUCUUUUGGCUUCGCACUUAGAGCUGGGUAUUUGCAAUCUCAAAGAUUGCAUUCCCUGUAUAGAAUGUACAGAACAGUUGGGAUAAUUACAUGCAAGUAAAUCAUCUUCUUAAAUUUGUAA